AUUGUAAUAUACAAUAUGUAAUGUAUAUAAAUGAAAAUACGAUGUAUGAUUAUUGUUAUGUAAAAUAAAGUAUUUAUACUUCAAAUUAUACAAAGUUUUUAAAAGAUCGUAAUAAUGGAAACUACUCAAACUUUGUAUCUUAACCUCUUUGGUGAAGAUAAAAUACCCGUUUUAAAAGAAUUAUUGCAUGCUUGCGUGGAUGAAAUAUGUGGUAGACCAGGUCCAACCUAUCAUAAGUUUGUAAAUAGAAUGGAUUGGAGUAAGGAAGAAUACGAAGAAACAUAUAAGUUAAUAUCGAAUCUCUUAAGAAACCCAGCAUCAUUGUACGUAACAGAGGAAAAGAUGCCACAAGAGUAUCAUGAACUAUCGGAACAUAUACAACAAAAUAUAUUAUUGUGUUUAAAAUUGAGAAGAGAACAAUUAACAGAUGCUCUGUUGAAAGAAUGUUCCAAAGAAAAAUACGAGACUGUAAUCGAUUUUGAUUGGAAAUUAAAGCUUGUAAUGGGUUCUAGUAAAUUGGCUUCAUUGAGAGAACCUCUUCUUCAAUUAGAUCUCAUGCUUGAAAGUAAAAAUUCAAAACGUAUUUUAGAUAUGGAAUUAAAUAAGGAUGAAUUGGAUACGUUUAUAAGUACUAUGGAAAGUAUCGUUCAAUAACGUGAAUGUAAAUAAUGCAUAAAUAAUUAUAUAAUUAAGAUUUUUUUACAAUUGAUGCAAGUUUAAUUGUAAAUUUUUCAAGAUGGAAUAAAAACACACGAUGUUACACUUGUUUCACAGUUUAUUAUAGGUUAUAGAUAAAUGUAGAAUAGUUUAAUUACUAUUAUAACUGCUCAUCGAAGAUACUGAAGACUGUUGGUCUGUGUCUGAAGCACCAUCGACUCAAAAAUCUCAUUUAUAAUUUUGUUGUUCCGACGCGCAAAAUAAAUAAACGAGGUUUGCGUCGAUGGAACCUCAGGAUUUAACGAUUAAUAAUUCGAGUGUACAGAUCAGUCGGAUUUAAAGAUUUUUUUUUUUUUUCUUUUUUUUUUUCCCCCUUUUUCUUAAAUAAAAAGUUCGCUCUCGUCGCCAAAACUUGCCUUGAAAAAACGUGUGAAUUUCGUUGUAAAGAUCAUUACGGACAAUAUAUUUAAUGAAAGGUUUACUAUACAACUUUUAAUUUUACUUCUUCCCCUUACUCAUUAAUAAUAUAUCGUUUAAAAAUCAAUGCCGGUCGCGGGCACAAUGAACGCUCGCUCCAUUCAACACUUACAUGUAUUCAGAGAUUUUGGAGCAUUUACAUAUAUACGCUUUUCGUUUAUCUUUACGAUCUACGCUACGGUCUCAAUAAAAAAAGAAGCUUUCGUAGGUAAUUAUUUACUCCUGGAGAUCCGUAGAAACGAAUCCAUUUUGAAUGGUAAUUGUGCAUGUUUCGUAAUUGUAAUUAGGCGAUAUUUUAAUGAUUAUUAUAAAAUUACGAAUAGGCUUCCUCGUAAGUAUUCUCAUAUGGAGAAGUAGCAUUUCGAAGGACAAACGCUGAAUUUACACAAACGCUUUCUCUAUAUCUAGAUUAUAUAUAUCACUUACACUGCCUCGACAUACUGUAUGUUUUCCUUAUCUCGUGUGUUGCAUGAUACGUAUGUACGCAUUUGCGUAUAAUGUCCUUGCAUGUAUGUAGCUAUGUCGUGUGCUCGCGCGUACCAAAGUCAUACGUAGAAGUGUGCAGUUCCUCGUUACAACAUAAAAACCUGUCGAUUGUACAAUUACAAAGAAAAACAAGGACCGCGAAAGAAAUACGAGCAAAAUAAUCGAGCGUCCUUGAAAUCACGAUACGAGUUUAUUCAUUACUCGUGCGCUUUGAUAUAUCUUUUAAUAAGUUUUUUUUUCCCCUUCUUUUUUUUUUUUUUUUUCUCUUUACUUCUUGUUCUGCCUUUUUCCGAUCCUAUCUCUUCUUCUUUCCCGUUCACACUCCGACAAAGAGACAUAUUCCAAUUAUUCCUUCCUAUUUCCUCCUUUGUUUCUUUCUUCGACACGCACAUUAUUCAUUCUCUCAUACUUCUUUCGAACUCUCACGCUCUCUCAUGCAUUCGAACGCACACGUUCUCACGUAUACACCUUUGCUCU
Molecule: messenger RNA, 2097 nt
Organism: Apis dorsata (giant honeybee)
Lineage: Eukaryota; Metazoa; Arthropoda; Insecta; Hymenoptera; Apidae
Product: COMM domain-containing protein 8-like
Exons: 5
Coding region: 115-654 (179 amino acids)
Source: RefSeq, a predicted model, not a curated record